CGGAGAGGAGAACGGAGCCCGUCUAGCCGCAGCCGCUCACUGGUGGCGCCCGUCCCUCUGCCCUCGCCUGCGGUAGGAGAGAGCCGAGAGCCAUGGCGGUGGCGGCGUCGGGGGUCCUCGGGGGGCUGCUUCGGAGGCAUCUCUCCGUUCAUCCUGCUUCCUGCCGCGGCUUCAGAAUCAUGGCCUCAAAGCCGCAGCAGCAGCAGCAGCAACAGCCGCCGCCUAAUUCCUUGCCCGCCUACGAGACCUUGAAGUUGGAACGGGUCCGCGAGAAAGUGCUGCACGUAGAGAUCAACCGGCCGGAGAAAAGGAACGCCAUGAAUGUCGCCUUUUGGAGAGAGAUGGUGGAGUGCUUCAACAAGAUUGCCCAGGAUUCUGAAUGCCAUGCAGUGGUGAUCUCGGGAGCUGGGAAAAUGUUUACUUCAGGCAUCGACCUCAUGGAGAUGGGCAGCGUUUUUCUGAUGGCAGAAGGUGACGACGUGGCUCGGAAGGCUUGGAACAUCCACAAGCAGAUCCGUGACUACCAAGAGUCCUUCACGGUCCUGGAGAAGUGUCCCAAGCCCAUCAUUGCGGCCGUCCACGGGGCCUGCAUCGGAGGAGGUGUGGAUCUCAUCUCGGCCUGCGAUAUUCGCUACUGCACACAAGACGCUUGGUUCCAGGUGAAGGAAGUGGAUGUCGGGCUGGCAGCCGACGUUGGUACAUUGCAGCGUUUGCCACGCAUCAUUGGAAAUCGGAGCCUAGUGAACGAGCUGGCUUUCACUGCCAGGAAACUGAUGGCUCCAGAAGCGGAGAGCUGUGGCCUUGUCAGCCGGGUGUUCCGCGAUCACGAGACGAUGCUGCAGAGCGCCUUUGAUUUGGCCACCGAAAUUGCCAGCAAGAGCCCGGUCGCGGUGCAGGGGACAAAAAUGAACUUGGUUUACUCCAGAGACCACUCGGUGCCCGAUGGCUUGAAAUACAUGGCCGCAUGGAAUAUGGGCAUGCUUCAAACGGAGGACAUCAUCAAAUCCGCCCAAGCUGCGAUGGAGAAGAAGACCCCCAAGGAGGUGGUCUUUUCGAAACUGUAGGUGGCAACCUGCCCCGAAGCAAGGGGAGAUGAGGGGGGGGGGUCACACACAGUGGCUUUGCAGAGGCCAAGCAGGACAGCAACAUGGAGUGCCUUUGAAUCACCCACCGUCUACCUGUUCCCUUCUGGCUUACCUGCCGAUUUCUUUUGGGGUGCUGCGAAGCGAGAACCCCCUCCCCUUUUUUUUAAAUGGGGGGGAGUGUUUCCUCAAGCACGCAGGUUAGGAGCAGAAGAGCAGAUGAAUGUAGAUGCCGAAAAAGCUGAUUUUUAACAAAGAUUAAAUCCUGUUUUCGUUAUGC
Thamnophis elegans (Western terrestrial garter snake) is the source of this 1362-nucleotide messenger RNA. It is a transcript of the gene ECH1, whose product is annotated as enoyl-CoA hydratase 1. The transcript has 10 exons. Gene Ontology annotation, molecular function: delta(3,5)-delta(2,4)-dienoyl-CoA isomerase activity. Gene Ontology annotation, cellular component: mitochondrion. The record is from RefSeq and is a predicted model, not a curated record. The coding region runs from base 93 to 1064 and encodes 323 amino acids. NCBI's taxonomy places the organism in Eukaryota, Metazoa, Chordata, Lepidosauria, Squamata, Natricidae.